GUGUGUGUGGCGAUCAGACAGCAGGCAGAAAGUCCCAGAGAAGCGAACUGUCAUCAGUCAGUAGGUGCCAGUCAGCCGGAGAUCGCGAGCUUCUUUGCAUCUGGGUCGUGUCGGAAAAUCGCUCGGGGCAGUAGCGCCUUUUUUUUUAGGAGAAAACAGUGUUCUCUUUCAGGAGUGGAUUUUCUGAACGUCUCCCGUUUUUUUUUUCUCCCUUACGGAUCAUUUCAUUUUUUUUUUCUUUUAACGAAAACCUGUGGAUGCGCAGCCGUUUUCACCAGCGGGCUGAGAUGAAUUUUUAAUUAACUUAACGAAUGACUUACCCGCGCCUCAUUUUUCACCGAAACACCCUGACUGACUGCCAAAACGACCGUGGACCUCGCAUAUAGAAGGAGCCGGAGGGUGAUCCAAGCGAUCUGGAAACUUUAGCGGAAGGCUUAAAGUGAAAAAAGCGGGCAGCCCGCUGAGGCAGACGCGUUGAUCUUAACGAGCCAAAGGAGAGGGCGAGUCAGAAAAAAAAAGGAGCUGCCCGCGCCCAUUGUCGGGCACGGACUGGCACACAGGUGUUGGACAGUACUGACCAUUUUAAAGCAGCAGGAAUUUACCCAGACUGGACUUUUUACGGCAAUUGCAUGAUGUCUAAUUGCAAAUUGUCCACCUUCUGAUAAACCAGAUUAUGAAGUUAUCUCUCCGUGUCAAUGACGGGUAAAAUGGAAACCCCUUUCUACCACGAUGAUGCUCCAAACCUGCAGCAUUUUGGACAUAUCCCAGAUUAUAGCAGCAGAUACCCGAACCAAAAAAUAAUGAGCAAAAAAAGCAUUGCUUCUCAAGGUUUUUCUGCACCUGGUGGUAAUACCUCAGGACUGAAGCUGUUGCCGGGACAAAGUGGAAGUAAUGGCAAUAUUAAUCCAAAUACUUCGGGUCUGAACAGCCCAGCAGAUGGAUCCUUAAUGUCUUCUUCAGACGUAAAUCUCCUAAAGUUAGCAUCUCCUGAUUUGGAGCAUCUUAUAAUUCAAUCCAACCAAGGACUAGUGACCACUAGUCCUGCCCCAAAUUCCUCCAGCAACCCUUUUAUGUUUAGGAAUCAGGUUCAGGUUACCAAUGAGCAAGAGGGGUUUGCAGAUGGAUUUGUCAAAGCGCUAGCAGAUCUGCAUAAACAGAACCAGCUAAUUGGGCCUCCAAUUUCUCCAUCUUCCACAAUCCAGGGACCUUUCCAGAGGAAUGUCAUUCCUACAAGCGAGAUGCCCAUUUACACCAACCUGAGUAACUACAACCCAAGUCCGAUCGGAGUUUCUUCAUCGUAUUCAGGAGGGCAACUCCAAUACACCACUCCUAGUCAUGGCGCAGGGCAUGCUGUAAUUGGCCAAGGACAUCAUCCCCACGGGAGGGGUCUGGACGAGCCCCAGACUGUGCCAGAGGUACCACACCCACCCGGAGAUCCAUCAGGUUCUCCACCGUCUCUCUCGCCUAUUGACCUAGAGACACAGGAAAGGAUCAAAGCAGAAAGAAAGAGGCUAAGGAACCGCAUUGCUGCUUCAAAGUGCCGCAAGAGAAAGCUGGAGCGGAUUUCUCGCCUGGAGGAGAAGGUCAAAGUUCUCAAGACUCAGAACUCCGACCUCGCCUCAACGGCCAGCCUACUGAGAGAGCAGGUGGCACAACUGAAACAGAAAGUCAUGAAUCACGUCACCAACGGGUGUCAGAUAGCAGUGAGCUCUGCUAGCCUGGCAAAAAGUGGGGAAGGUUCUAGCUGCUAAACAAGGGAUGGUGUGCUUAGUUUUUUUCUUCUUUUUUUUUUUUGAGUCAGUACGACAACUUGGGAAACAAAAUAAUUUCUCAGUAUUUGCUACAAUACAAGGAAUGCAAUCUUACUGAGGGAUUCCCUGCCGGUACUGAGUUUUGCACAAGGAUAUAAAAUGGGGAAUGGGAAGGAGUCAGAGUCUAGGUAUGAAGCAUAACUUUUUACCUUUUAGCAUUUUACAUUUUGGCUUUGACUGUAAGGCUUUAUAAGCAGCAGACCUGCCCCUUUUAACUUUUUCCGGCUAGUCUAGCUUCAAUGCCAUUUGUUUAAGUCUAAUACUAGCAGAGAUAUUGGUCUUUUUGAUAUGACAAAGGGAAAACAUACCUCAAAAAAGAUUUUAAAUUGUGAGAUUUUUUUCAACUCCGUGGUUAUGGCACUUGACAAAAAAAAAAAAAAGAAAGUGAGGCAAUGUACAACAACUGGAUCAAACCUUGAUUUAUGUACAUAGGAUGGCCAGCUUCAAAAUCACGUAGAGAAUGAGUGGGACUUUUUAACCAGGAGGGACAAUCUUUAUUUUACAAAAGGGGUAUAGUACUGUGUGCCACAGAAGGGAUCUUUCAAAGAUCUUCCUGACUUCCAAAGAGAUGGCAACAGUAGUUUUUUGUUCAUACUGCACACUGUGGGUUUUUACAGGCCUUUGUGUAUUGCAGUCUUUUUUGAUGUAAGCGAAGCCUUUAAAUUUAAUCAAUAAAAUUUCACCCUUGAGAGCUAAACUAUAUAUUUUGUAGAACAACAGAUGUCCAGUGUUUAACUUAACAUCUGAGUAACAUCGUUUUUUUUUUUUUUUUUACAAAAGUAUUUGCACCUCUACUUUUCCACUAAUGUGCAUACAAUAUUUUACAUUAGUCGUUUACAAUUACAUGCUUUAACCGUAUUAAAAGCUACGAAUACUUCUCAUCAUUAAAGAUGGUUGUGUGGCCAGAAUUUAAUGUUUUGUCAUCAGUACAGUUAGCAGUGUGUAUGUCCUAACAAAUAAAAUUAUAUUGUUUCAUGUAGUUGCGAACCAGUUUCAGAUGUGGAUCGUAUGUUUUUGACUUUAGAAAAUUAAUUGUAACUUUACAUAUGAAAAGUUUACCUACAGGGUAAUUUUGAGCUUAUUUAUUUAUUAUUUUCUUUGUUUCUCACAACUUGGUAGUAUCCAAGGUCCAGUUCGGAUCUGAAACGUGUUUAGUGUAUUAUUGUAUGUUAACACUUGAAUUGGCCAGUUCUUGUUCACUAAGUUUAAACACACUCUGCGGGAGUUCUAACCGCUGUCGUUCCAGGAUAGUGGAAAUUUUUGCAUAUCCACUUUUUGAAUAUUCUCAGAGAGUUUAUUAAAAUGAACAUAUUUUCUUUUUUAUUUGUGGAACUGUUUUUUUCUUCAAUGAUAAAAUAGAGAAAAAGGGCUUAGAUAAAGUAGUCUUUGAACAGAAUUGUGUGUGAAUAUCUUUUUUAUCGAUGCUAACGGUCACUAAGAAUUUAUUUAUGCAAAUUUAAAAAAAAAAAAAAAAAAGCAUCUUUAUUAUUUAUGUUGUGAAAACUUUAAGAGGAGUUUUGGAUACCUGAAAUGGAAAUUAAUGCAUUGCACUUGAAACAUUAAAUGAUGUCUGAUAUUUAUACUUUAUUAUUAUUCUAACAUAGUAUUUUUAAACUGCUGAUGGAAAAUAUGUACAUUAUCUAAAGAAGGCGAUUGUUGGGUAACGUUUUUGUACCCUAAAGUAAGAAGGUAUUUUUAUUGUAGUCAUUUUUUGAAGACUUUGUUUUCUUUUAAGAAAAACCACAAGAAAAGGUUAAAAAAAAUAAAAAAAUAUACACUGCAAGGAUUGCAUUGCUAAAAAUGAA
Molecule: messenger RNA, 3616 nt
Organism: Erpetoichthys calabaricus (reedfish)
Lineage: Eukaryota; Metazoa; Chordata; Cladistia; Polypteriformes; Polypteridae
Gene: june
Product: JunE proto-oncogene, AP-1 transcription factor subunit
Exons: 2
Coding region: 696-1751 (351 amino acids)
Biological process (GO): regulation of transcription by RNA polymerase II; regulation of cell population proliferation; regulation of cell cycle
Cellular component (GO): transcription regulator complex
Molecular function (GO): RNA polymerase II cis-regulatory region sequence-specific DNA binding; transcription factor binding; DNA-binding transcription factor activity, RNA polymerase II-specific
Source: RefSeq, a predicted model, not a curated record